GCUUAAGGAAGAUAUAUCAUGGAGGGAAGCUGUAAGCAAUGGCAGGACCAGCUAGCGGCGCUUGCGUUCGCGUUUCUCCUCCUUGCGCCUGCGUUGGUGCAGUGCGCGGCGGCCGAGGCCGACGGCGAGAAGGACGGGUUGGCGUCGCCGAGGAAGACGGUGCCGCCUGGGUGGACAGGCGACUCGGGGUCAGGACAGGGGUCCAGCCCUGACGGGUCCUGGAAGUACGAGUGGGGCUGGGCUGCUGGGCCUGGUGGAAAAGGCUCCGGUUUCGGGUACGGUUACGGCGGCAGCGGUGAUGCAGGUAGCGGCGGCGGAGGAGGUGAUGGUGGCGGAUCACGUGGUGGCAGUGGCAGUGGCGGCGGCGGAGGACGUGGAAGAACGUCAGGUCUACGUAAUCACGGAUAUGGUGGCCGUCCAGGUAACUAUGGUGGCAAUGAUGCUGGGGGCUAUAAUGGCCAAGCCGGUGGAGAAGGAGCGUUCGGCGACGGAGAUGGUGCCGCUGGCUGGAACAAGCGUGGCCGAUUCCGCGGCGGAAGGGCACAGAAGAAGCAGGACGAUGGCGGCAAAAACUGAAACUGCCCGUCGUUGUUGCCUCUUGCCAUGCAGACGCGGUUCUUGAGUGCCAUGGCAUACAUAAUAGUGCUAAUAUGGGUAAAGCAGUCUAUGAAAUAAAAGAUGUACUCCUACCAGUAACUUAUAUUGUGUGUAUAUGUCGAUACAUAUUGGUGCUGAAGGUUCUCAAAAUCUCGAUCAAUAUUUUGGCAUUGCUCUAUA
Molecule: messenger RNA, 777 nt
Organism: Lolium rigidum
Lineage: Eukaryota; Viridiplantae; Streptophyta; Magnoliopsida; Poales; Poaceae
Product: glycine-rich cell wall structural protein 1.8-like
Exons: 1
Coding region: 19-576 (185 amino acids)
Source: RefSeq, a predicted model, not a curated record